Molecule: messenger RNA, 906 nt
Organism: Penicillium concentricum
Lineage: Eukaryota; Fungi; Ascomycota; Eurotiomycetes; Eurotiales; Aspergillaceae
Exons: 5
Coding region: 1-906 (301 amino acids)
Source: RefSeq, a predicted model, not a curated record
AUGCCGCUCGUCGAUACGGAAAAUGCUUUUGAGGCCGAAGCUUCCCGGAGUGAGGCCCUCGCCACCAUUAGGUCCGAGCAGACCCGCCUACAGCGUGAAAUCUUCCUCGCCUAUGGCGCCGAACGACAGCUGCGAGCCAGCAAAAUCGUCUCUCGUCAACAGCAAGCGAGAGUAACAACAGUCGGUCAACUUCUCUAUAUUGAUUUACACCCAGUGAAACCAAAGGGUAUCAGCAAGGAAGGCAAAAACGACCGAGAAUAUGCCUUGAUAAUCACAGACGACGCAACCCGCUUUCGUGCUAUGAUAUGCAUUGCUAAGAAAAGCGAUUCGUCACCCACUUUACAGAAAUGGACGAAGCAGUUUAAAGACCGGACGGGUUACUAUCCUACGGAAUGGAGACUCAAUAAUGCGAAGGGUCCAUCGGUCCCAUACGCACACGAGCAAAACGGUGUUGCUGAGUAUAGCGGUCACUAUAUCAUGCAAAUUGCGAGAACGAUGCAUAUUGAUGCAAAGGCUCGCAGUCAAUACCGCUACCUACAUCAUAAAUCGACUGACUCGCUCAGGGGGAUCUACAACCCGAGGACGAAAAAGGUCUCGAUUCAUAGAGAUGUAGUCUUCUGGGAACCACGUUCUCCACAAACCUACGAUGGCACUUCCGAUAUUCAAAUCGGAGAAGAGAUAAUUGACGGACCACCACCAAAGAAGGUCGAAUUCUCAGUCGGAGAACCCCUUUUCAAAUCAAUUCGAAAGGCAGCAGAGAGCCUGGCGAAGAAGCCUGAUGACCAGCAGCAUGUUAGCCCAGGAGAAGAGCACUUUUCUGAAGCAGGUUCGAUUGAUACAGACGAGGCUGAACUGUUUUACAACACCCAAGAGGGGACCCUUGAGGAGAGACUCGAGGCAACGUAA